UCAUUUUGGCCUUCCACCAUUUCCGAAUCUUCAAGGAGAAUUACGGUGCAGCAGGUCGGGGAGUGAAGGAAGCCGCGAACGGGUGGGCGAAGGUUGAAUCGGAGUGAAUAGGGUGAGGAAAUUCAAGGGAUGGCAAUGGCAGGGCGCAUGAGAUCUGGAAUCCCUCUCCUUCGCCGCGUGCUGACCGAGGAGGCGGAAGGAUCCGUUAACCUCAGAGCCGCGCUUUUCCCUUCUUUUGGGAAGUCUGAGUUUACGAGGAGCUAUGCUUCUGGUCCUCCUGCAGCGGCUAAGAAAAUUAAGGUCCCAGUGACUAUGUUUGGUGUGUCCGGAAACUAUGCUUCAGCUUUGUACAUAGCAGCUGUCAAAGCGAAUGUAUUGGACAAAGUUGAAUCUGAGCUUACUGCCCUUGUUGAGGCUUCAAAGCAAAGCCCUACUUUUACUCAAUUCAUGAAGGAUCUCUCUGUAAGGGCGGAGACCAGAGUGAAAGCCAUCAAUGAUAUUUCUGCUCAAGCUAAGUUUUCGGAAAUUACGAAGAAUUUUUUGACUGUUGCAGCUGAAGGGGGGAGGCUGCGUGUUCUAGAACGAAUAUUGCAGAGAUUCUCAGAGCUGACCAUGGCACAUAGAGGGGAAGUACAGGCUAUUGUGACCACUGUUAUUCCAUUACCUCCAGCAGAGGAGAAAGAACUGAAAGAAACAUUGCAGGACAUACUCGGGCAAGGGAAGAAGGUUAAACUUGAGCAAAAGAUUGAUCCCAGCAUUCUUGGCGGGCUUGUGGUGGAAUUUCAACAGAAAGUCUUCGACAUGUCCAUAAGGACUCGGGCCCGCCAGAUGGAGCGAUUCCUCCGCAAGUCUAUUGACUCAGAUGUUCAAUAAAUGCUGACAACAUAUGCAUUUCCCAAUCUCUUCGGACAGAAAACCUUUGAAGGGAAACAUGUUACUCUUCAUUUUCAAGUGUGCCCUGGCGCCGUUUUUUGUUGAAUAAACAAACAUCCCCUGAUGCAGACAAAUAAAACCAUCCCUCUUCAUGAGUUUUUCAUGUAAGUUUUAAGACAUGUUCUUCUGAGUUUAUUAUAUAUCUUGAUUAAUGUUUGACUAGAUAUUUCCUACCUGUUUGUGUGCAAUAUUAUUUAAGCUAAAUUUAUGGACCA
This is a messenger RNA of Andrographis paniculata, 1148 nucleotides long. Its product is annotated as ATP synthase subunit O, mitochondrial. Gene Ontology annotation, biological process: proton motive force-driven mitochondrial ATP synthesis. Gene Ontology annotation, molecular function: proton-transporting ATP synthase activity, rotational mechanism. The coding region runs from base 130 to 873 and encodes 247 amino acids. Lineage: Eukaryota; Viridiplantae; Streptophyta; Magnoliopsida; Lamiales; Acanthaceae. The transcript has 6 exons. The record is from RefSeq and is a predicted model, not a curated record.